Molecule: messenger RNA, 1464 nt
Organism: Eimeria mitis
Lineage: Eukaryota; Apicomplexa; Conoidasida; Eucoccidiorida; Eimeriidae
Exons: 4
Coding region: 1-1464 (487 amino acids)
Source: RefSeq, a predicted model, not a curated record
AUGAACCCAUUGCAGCAGCAGCAACAGCAGCAGCACCAGCACCAGCAGCAGCAGCAGCAGCAGCAGCUGCGCGCGCUGCAGCUGCAGCAGCAGCAGCAGCAGCAGAAACAGCAGCAGCAGCAGCAAGUGGAGAGCGACGCAGCUACCGCCCAGGCUGCUGCAGCUGAGAGGCUGCAGCGAUGCGAAGUUCUGUUGGCCCUUUCCGAGGCAGCAGCGCAGCUCAGCGGUGUUGGGGGCCUCACCAAUGAAGCCCCCACUGUGCAGCCAGCAGCAGCAGCAGCAGCAGCAGCAGAAGCAACAGCAGCAGCAGCAGCAGCAAUGAACAGCUCUGCAUCUGGUGGUGUCAGUUGUCUAUCACAAAAGCAGAAGCAAAAGGAGAAGCAACGGCAGAAGCAGCAGCAGCAAACUGCUGAGCCCACUGCUGCUGCUGCUGCUGCUGCUGCUGGUACUGUCGCAGAGAAGCUUGGCGUUCUGCUGCUGCAGCAGCUGCAGCAGGCUCUUGCUGCUCUGCUGCGAGGCCCUUAUGCUGAUGAAGCCGACAGCAACUCCCCCCCCUUCGUGCUGCAGCUGGCUUGUCUUUUUGCUGCUCACGCUCAGACGCUGGCGCUGCAGUUGCUGCUGCAGCAGCACCGCAAUCUGCUGCAGCAGCACUGGCGGGCUGUCUUCAGUGCGUUCCCUGCUGCGCUUCCACCCCAAAGGUUUCUACACCUUCUACCCAGGCCAACAUACAUCAGCAGCAGCAGCAGCAGCAGCAGCGGCAGCAGCAGCAGCAGCAGCGGGCUCGAGGCGACAGCUGAAGAGAUUGCUGCGUGGGCAGUGGAGCGGUCUCUGGUGGUGAUGAGGGGGUCGGGGCUGCUGCAGCACUGCGCGCUGCCUUUUGCCACUGCUGUGCUGCUGCUGCUGCUGCAGCAGCCGCCUCCUGCUGGUCUUGCUGCUGCUGCUGCUGCACAGCAGCAGCAGCAGCAGCAAGCACGGGAGGCCCUCACGCUGUCACGACUCGAUCAAAAGCAGCUGAAGCAGAUCCAGCAGCAGAAGGAGCUGCAGCAGCAGCAGCAGAAACUGCAGCAGCAACGGGCCGCUGCUGCUGCUGCUGGCGCGAGUCUAUCAGCUGCUGUAUUGGCAGCAGGACACAGGCCACUGACCUCCACCGCAGCAGCAGCAGCAGCAGCAGCAGCAGCAUCACAAGCCACCAGCCCCUCUUCAACAGCAGCAGCAGCAGCAGCUGCUGCUGCUGCUCCCAGCUCGUCUGCAGCUGCAGCAGAAGCAGCAGCAGCAACGGAAGUUGAAGGAAUGGAGGCACCGUGGGGCUUGGAUAAGAGUUUGCUGCAGCAGCAGCAGACUCUGCUGCUGCUGCAGCAGCAGCAACAGCAAGGCUGCAGCGGUAUUCGUCGUCUGUAUGCGGCAGCAGCAGCUGCAGCAGCAGCUGCAGCAGCAGCUGCAGCAGAAGCUGCUGCUGCUCGAUGA